GUGUUUGUCCCUUCAUGCUCAGUUCAUUGGUUAAUCACAUGCUAUUUGUCAGACAAUUAUGCAGCCGCUUCGACUAUUUUGCUGACUUGCGAGGCUCAGACAAACGCAGUCUUUGGGGAGACGACGACAACGACGACGACGACGACGACGCUGCUACUGCUUUUUUUAAACAGGUUUUCUAUGCCGUAACUGGGAAAAUAUUAAGAGGACAACAGCGCACCCUGGUGGUACCGAUGGCCAUGGCCCCGUCGCUCCCCCAAGCAGUGACCCUCCUGUCGUUCUGGACGGUGGUUGUCGGGAUGCCAGACCCGACCAAGCGGGACCAGCUGAUGCGCCAGGAGGCCUCCAGGCAAACGGGCGGCGAGGUGGUGCUCAACCCGGCCGAGCGAAAACUGGAUGCUAAGCUUCGCCAAAUGAAGGAGCGAGAAAUGUGUGCCGACCCCUUCCCACCUGCUCUCCACUUCUUCAAGGCUAAGCCUCUCAUCCAGAGAAGCUCCGUCUUCAAGUUGCUGCGGGACAUGCCCAAAGGCGGCGCCCUCCACCUCCACAGCUCCUCCAUGGUGAGCGUGGAGUGGCUGGUGAAGAACGUGACCUACCGUCCGAACUGCUACGUCUGCUUCACGUGGGACAACUCUGUCCGCUUCGUCUUCUCCCAGCGACAACCUUUCCCACGCUGGGACUGCUUCUACUGGCAGCUGCUGCACACCCUGAGGGCCAAGUACGGAGACCCGACGGGCUUCGACGCCAGCUUAAUGCAGCACCUGACGUUGGUCACGGAAGACCCGGACGGCGAGUACCCGAACCAGGACGCCGUGUGGGAGAAGUUUGAGAAGGCCUUCAUAGCCACUGCAGGCCUGGUGAGCCACGCCCCCGUACUGAGGGACUACAUCUAUCAAGGUCUUCAGGAGCUCCACCAGGACAACGUCAUGUAUCUGGAGCUGCGCAGUGGUCUUUCCAGGGCGUAUGAGCUGGAUGGAACCAUCCAUGACAAGAUGUGGACGUUGAGGACUUUUCAGGAAGUCACAAAGGAAUUUGUCAAAGAUCAUCCGGACUUCCUCGGUGCUCGCCUCAUCCUAGCCGUGCACAGGGCUUGGAGUUCAUCUGAGGUGAAAGCAGCUGUGAAGGAGGCCAUUGAGUUGCAGAAGGAGUUCCCUGAUGUGGUUGCAGGAUUUGACCUGGUGGGCAGGGAGGACAGCGGCAGGCCGCUAUGGUACUUCCGGGACGCUCUCUCCCUGCCUGAGCAGCUGGGCGUCACGUUGCCCUACUUCUUUCACGCCGGAGAGACCGACGAGGAAGGCACCGAGGUGGAUCAGAACAUCCUGGACGCGCUUCUGUUCAACACCAGACGCAUCGGGCACGGAUACGCUUUGGCGCACCACCCGCUCGCUAAGGAGCUCUCUCGGGAAAGGAACGUGGCGGUGGAACUGUGCCCGAUCUCAAACCAGGUUCUGAAACUGGUCUCGGACCUGCGGAACCACCCUGCGGCGGUGCUCAUGUCCGAGGGUCACCCGAUGGUGAUCAGCUCAGACGACCCGUCCAUGUUCGGAACCACGGGCCUGGCCUAUGACUUCUUUCAAGCCUUUAUGGGCAUCGGUGGUCUGAAAGCUAACCUGGGCACCCUGAAAGAACUGGCCCUCAACUCCAUCAGGUACAGCUCGCUGCCGGACCACCUGAAGGACACGGGCCAGGCGUUGUGGCAAAAGAAAUGGGACGCCUUCAUUUUGGCUCACCUUUGAGAACCAAACAUUUUCAAGUCCUCAAGUCGUAGUAUCAGUAGGAUUAUGAUGACUUUAUGAAUAAAUUCUUCUAAACAUC
Molecule: messenger RNA, 1815 nt
Organism: Doryrhamphus excisus (bluestripe pipefish)
Lineage: Eukaryota; Metazoa; Chordata; Actinopteri; Syngnathiformes; Syngnathidae
Source: RefSeq, a predicted model, not a curated record